This is a messenger RNA of Contarinia nasturtii (swede midge), 1434 nucleotides long. RefSeq lists its product as uncharacterized. The transcript is spliced from 2 exons. Bases 1 to 1434 code for a protein of 477 amino acids. Gene Ontology annotation, molecular function: protein binding. Lineage: Eukaryota; Metazoa; Arthropoda; Insecta; Diptera; Cecidomyiidae. The record is from RefSeq and is a predicted model, not a curated record.
AUGGCACCACCGGCCAAACGUUUCAAAGUAUUAAAGAAAUCGGCAUUUAAAAAACCGAGCAAACCAACACACUUCACAGGUCUGAAUAAAAAAUGCAUGAUAUCAAUUUUGCAAUGGCUACCAACCGAAGAUUUGAUAUCUGUUGGUCAAACGUGCAAAGUUCUACGAGGAUAUGCUGGCUUACAAUAUCAACGUGACCAUCCGAAUCAUUCCAUGGCGAUUGAAAUGAUAAGCAAUCAUCAGCUCCUAAUAAAAUACAAAGAAAGAUCUGAUAUCAGCUUUAGUCGAUAUUUUCAGCACAUUUCGGUUUCCUCAUAUAUAUUCGACUUAAAUCCAAUGCCAUUGUUCAAGUAUGUGCAAAGCCAUUCAGAAGCCAGUGUCAGUUUGAUGGAGCUCAGUAUCAAUCGGCUUGAUUGUUCAUCGAAAAACCAUGACUACGGUGAUGCCAUCAAAAUGAAUUUGGAAAAUUUGGAAACAAUCUCAUUCAAUGGAACACUUGUGUCAGACAUCCACACGCAGUUUCUCGUGUAUUGUAAAAAUUUACAACACUUGCGGAUAAAGAACAAGGCCCCUAAGUUUGCAUGCGGAAAAACAUGGUUGGAAACAGUGUACCGAACACUCCACAGUCUCACAUUUUGGGUUUGCGACAAAAGUUCUAUCGAUUAUAUAAGAAUUCCGAUCUUUUUCCAAAAUAAUCGUAAUAUCAAGCACAUCAACUGUAUGGGUUUAAAUUUUAUCGCGAUCACAUUGAAUUCCGCCAUCGAUUUGGAUGUUUUCAUAGUGCAUUGUGAGAUGCCCGAAGACUUGGAACGAAUUUCGUCAAUGUUAUGCCAAUACAGUAAACGAUUUAGGCGUGUCGAAAUUGUGUUUCACUAUACCAUGCCAUUUGAUAGUGAAGAAAAUGUGAAACACAUCAAAAAUGUAAGCUCAUUGCCAAGCUUGCAAGGAUUUCAUGGACUUUUCUCCACGGACAAUGUUCUCGUUGAUCGAGUUUUUACCUCAAUGGAAAAUCUACGAUCACUUUCGCUUAAAUUGGCGCUAGAUGACAGACAACGUGCAUGGAAGAUCGUAAUGUAUUUGCCGCGUUUACAAACAGUUCGCUUGUACAUUAAAUACAGUUUGUGCCAAUUUGGAUCGACUUUCAAGCCGCUGACAAUACCAUUUCUAGCGAGAUCAAAGCAACUGGGACACCUAAUAGUUAGCUUUACUCCGAACUCAUGCGUCACACAUCCAAGAGACAUCAUCGAUCUACAUAAUGCACGCAUAUUUUUAAACAAACUAAACGAAAGACUGAACGGAGCCUGCCCAACAACCAUCUUCCUAGCGAAAGAGGUCAUCGUUCAGUCAAAAUUCAUCAUACCAAAUAGCAGCCUCAUUCGAGUCAAACCCAUGUCAAGUCUACCACGCAAUUUAUCGGACCCGUUUUUGUUUUGA